AUGGCCGGCUUCAACGACUCCCCUCUGAUCAAGCGGCUCGCCGUGCCGGCAGUUUGCCUCUUGAUUGCCUUCCUUGCAUACUCUUCCCAGAUUCUUUUCUACGUUGCUGGGGACUCGCUGCUACCGGGCCGUCUCUCAUCCGCCGAGUUCUACACUUUCAACAUACUGCUAGUUUGCUUGUGGUAUACAUACUACAAGGCCUGCACCGUCGACCCCGGACGGUACACUUUCGCAGAUGGUGUAAUCGAGGUCCCAGAGCCAGACGAAUAUGGUCUUCUCCGCCGCUGGUGCAGGAAGUGCUCUGCCCCGAAACCACCACGAGCUCACCACUGCCGUAACUGUCGUCGCUGCAUUCCGAAGAUGGAUCACCAUUGCCCUUGGACAGCGAAUUGCGUCUCGAUGCGAACAUUCCCGCACUUCCUCCGCUUCCUUUUCUAUACGAAUUUGUCGUUGUGGAGUCUCGCCCGCUUGCUAUUCCUACGUUUCGCCUCUCUCUGGGAGAACCGCUCACUCCCAUCUUACCUCGGUCCUUCGCUGCCAGUUCUCGUCCACCUCACACUUCUAUCUUUAGUGUGCUUCUUCACCUCCUUCGCCCUCUUCAUACUCUUCUUCUCCACCAUUCGCAGCUGGGUCUUGAACGAAACAAUGAUCGAAGGAUGGGAAUUGGACCGCCACAACGCCCUUUGCGAUCGUUCUUCCAACCGCAACAGGAGCAAUGGUGACUUUUGGUCAAUCACGGGUCCUGAUGGUAAGAAACUACGUUUGGAAAAAGUGGAAUUUCCAUAUGAUAUCGGGAUUUUCGACAACCUAUCGCAAGCGAUGGGGACGCGGAACGUGUUAAUAUGGUUUUUUCCCUUCGCUGGGAACCCAGAGAUCAGCAAAACCGGCCGCGGAGUGGGCUGGGAUUGGCCAGAGAAUGGACAUAAUACCAAGGAGGGCAUGUGGCCGCCGCCAGACCCUGAAAAGAUGCGUAGAGGAAAUGGGGGCUGGCCUGCUUCUCGGGACACUGAGAGGUCUAAAACACCGAAAUAUGCAAGCAAGGAAGAGGAGCUGGAGGCGUUCAAAUCAAGGCAGGAAAUGGACAUGCGAAGGUGGCAAGGCGAGCGGUCGCAGCUUAUGGCUGAGUUAGAGGAGGCGGACUAUGAUCUCAUCUCCGACGAAUCUGGUGAUGAUUAUGAGCAAGGCGCGGAUGGUGAACCAGGGUGGACGAAUGCUGACGGCGAAAGGCUACAGGAUUAUGGGGUUGAUGAGGAUGAGGACAUGACAGACGAUGAAGACAUCCCUCUUGCCGAGUUAUUACGUCGGAGAAAAGUCCUACAAAAGGACGGUGAGGAGUAG
Messenger RNA from Colletotrichum truncatum, 1338 nucleotides. Its product is annotated as palmitoyltransferase pfa4. Gene Ontology annotation, molecular function: protein-cysteine S-palmitoyltransferase activity. The record is from RefSeq and is a predicted model, not a curated record. Lineage: Eukaryota; Fungi; Ascomycota; Sordariomycetes; Glomerellales; Glomerellaceae. Gene Ontology annotation, cellular component: endoplasmic reticulum membrane.